AUGCCACCACGUUCUGCAUCUCCCAAGGUACACCUUAAUGACUCAAUUCCAACUCCUCCUCCUUCUCCAUCUCAUACUACAAUACCUAUUUCAAUCGCAGCACUUCCACCACCAGCUUCUUCUCAACCUACUUCCACUACACCUCUCCUUCCACCUAUUAUUUCUCAAGCAACUUCAACAACAACCAAUAUACCUGAACCUACGGUUUGUGUCAACACAUCUGAUACGGGGGCACCUACCUCAGAAACCGAAACCCCUGUCAUUUCUAAACCUAUUUCCCCAUCUCCUUCCUCAAACUCUUUCCUAGUUCUUGGUGGAGACAAACUUGAAUUUGAAUCUUAUUACUAUAGUCCUUAUAGAGUUCUAACUUACUCGGAUACUACUGUUCGAGCCCUGAUUGAAACAACCCUCAAACAGAUUGAUGAGUAUAUCCAGAACAAAACCAAGGUUGUGGAUGCCUCCUCUUUGUCUUGUAAGAAAGCAUCCGAAGAUGUAGCCACUUUAAUUUCAGAUGCCAAGAUUCUUCUGGAAUCUCUUAAAGAAGCUAUAGAGUCUAACACCAACAAGGUUAAAAAUGCCAUUGAGUCGCUCUCCAAUUCUCUUCAGGCUGAGAAAGAUAAAUUUGAUUCGGUGUUACGGAGCCAAUUGUUACUCCGUUACAAGGGGGAGAAGAUUUGCAAAACCCUCCAAAAACAAACUUCUACUAUUCUGAAUGUCACCACUAAACCGAAGGGUAAUGAAGCUUCGGGUCUUAGUGUGAGGGACAACGCGAAGGGUAUCAUGGGUCAGAGUGAUGAUGAAGAAGAAACUGAAGAAGAAAGGGAGAAAAGAGAGAAAGAGGCUCAUGAUACUUUGGUUUGCAGACAAGCUCUCUUUCCACUGUGGUCAUUGGAGAAAUUGAUGAAGGAAGCGAUUGAGUCUCCUAGUACUCAUUGGCUUGAACGAGUCGUUUCUUUUGACUAUGAGAAUACAAGGGAUUCUUAG
Lactuca sativa (garden lettuce) is the source of this 984-nucleotide messenger RNA. The record is from RefSeq and is a predicted model, not a curated record. Lineage: Eukaryota; Viridiplantae; Streptophyta; Magnoliopsida; Asterales; Asteraceae.